Molecule: messenger RNA, 1191 nt
Organism: Aphis gossypii (cotton aphid)
Lineage: Eukaryota; Metazoa; Arthropoda; Insecta; Hemiptera; Aphididae
Product: cell cycle checkpoint protein RAD1-like
Exons: 7
Coding region: 216-1046 (276 amino acids)
Biological process (GO): DNA repair; DNA damage checkpoint signaling
Cellular component (GO): checkpoint clamp complex; nucleus
Molecular function (GO): 3'-5' exonuclease activity
Source: RefSeq, a predicted model, not a curated record
AGAGUAAUUAUUACUCUAUGGAUUAUAAGUUACUCUAUGGUUUUAACUUGUGAUAAGAAUAUAAGAUGAUAACAUAUCAAAAUCAAAUCAAUAACUGACGUCUUUCGUCUAACUUCAAAUUUAAAAUGUAAUCUCGACAUUUCGACACCGGUUUUAUAACUUAAAAAGUUACAAUUGGUUUAUGAUUGCUAAAUAAGGAAUCAUCAUUAUAAAUUAUGGAAAUUGAUGGUAAUGAUUCACUUGAAGAGAAAUAUCUUUUAGUUGCUAAAGCUGACAAUGUUAAACACAUUUCGUCUUUAUUGAAGGCAGUUAAUUUCAAAGACGUUGGUGUAUGUUUUGCAACUGAACAUGGUUUAAAAAUUGUGGUGGAAGAUUCUAAAUGUGUACAAGCAAACACUUUUAUAGGCAGUGAAAUAUUUCAAGAAUAUCACCUUAAUGAUGAUACGGUUGCAUUUCGUAUAGACCUCAAUACUUUAAUUGAGUGUCUGACAGUAUUCGAUGGCUGUUCAACUAACCCUAGUUCCACAACUGCUUUAAAAUUGACAUACAAAGAAUAUGGUUCUCCGGUGAAAUUAUUAUUAGAAGAAGGAGGUAUUAUUACUGACUGUUCAUUAAGAACAAUGGAAGUGUUUGAUAUCCUGGACUUCAGUAUACCGGCAGAAUCGACUACCAGUAAAAUUAUAUUAAGAUCCUCAGAUUUUAAAGAUAUUCUCAGUGACAUAGAUGGCACUUCUGAUUAUGUUGAAUUUACAUUUUCUGAAGAGCCACAGUAUUUUAAAAUUUUAACCUCUGGAAUCGCAGGAAAAUGUAGUGUUGAGAUUCCGUCUAAGAGUGAAAUAAUGGAGCAGUUUGUUUGCAGUACAACAAUUACUGUUAAAUAUAAAUAUAAACAGAUUAAACCUUUUUUAAAAUGUAUGAACAUAUCACAAAAAACAUUGAUACGGACAAAUGAGGAAGGACUAUUGUGUUGUCAAUUCAUGGUACAAGUAGACAGCCAUACUUGUUAUCUAGAAUAUUUUUGUACACCGAUUAUUGAUGAAGACUGAUGCAUCAAAUAUAAAUACAUUACAUAUUUUUUCAGUUCUUAAGAAUAUGUUACAACAAAUUGUUAUGUUUUACUUGAUUUUAUUGUAUGUACUAAUUAAAAAUUAUGUUUCUAUGAAAAUCACGAUUAAAGAUAUUAUAUUAUUA